CCUCGAUGUUGAUAGGGAAUUCCUGGGAACUGUCAGAUGGCUGAAUUGUCACAAAUAACGUUAUUUUCCUGAAUUAUUUUAAUAUUACACUUGUUGCAUACUUGCAAACAUUAUAUAAAGCGCGAUUGCUUGCCACAUGGACACAUUUUUUGUAAAUGUUUGAGAUUUAAGUUAACCACCAUCCACGUCAACAGUUAAAUAAAAAGUGUACCAGUUAUUCGGAUAUUGAUAAUAUUCGAUGUAAUCACUAUCUAGAUUUGGUUAGUUGCUGGCCUAAAACUUUUAUGAAAGACGAAACCUCUCUGUCUUAACAGACUUUUUGGGCGACUCCAAUAGUGUCCAACGUUUAAAAAAGUUGAUCAUCUCCAAAAUGAUGAGGGUCAGGUUCAGGAAAAGUUUGCUAAUAAAACUUGGAAUUCUUACUUUGGUUUUGCUGUUUACUAUACCAUACUUCAUGAGUAAACUUGACGAUUCAAGCAAACAAGAUAGCUUGAAACGGAGAAGUUGGAAUAAGCUCGCCAGUGAUGUGAAAGAAAUGUUCCCAUUCAAUGAUGCCAAAAAGAAUGUGAUGCCCAACCCUCUUGAACGUCACGCAAAUGAUUCAAGUGCAACACAGAAAGUUUACGGUCCAAGAGCCGAGUUAAAGAAGGGUGUCUUGGGAAAUUAUGAGCCUGACUAUAAAAUAGCUCAUGGUCCAGGUGAGGGAGGCCAGCCUGUGUUUGCCAGCAUGGAGGAAAAAGCAGCAGCUGACCAAUCGGUUCGUGAGUUCGGUUUCAACAUGGUGGUCAGUGACAAAAUCUCCCUGGACAGGACAAUACCAGACACACGCAUGGAUGAGUGUAAGUACUGGAACUACCCAACGCUGAAAGAGCUGCCAACAGCGAGUGUGAUCCUGGUCUUCCACAAUGAGGGCUGGUCCACGCUGAUCAGGACGGUCCACAGUGUCGUCAAUAUGUCUCCUCCAGAACUUCUUAAGGAAGUUGUCAUGGUAGAUGAUUUUAGUGACAAAGCGCACUUAAAGGAGCCCAUGGAGAAAUACAUAGCAGAAUACAACAAGAAGCACAACAACGUGGUGAAGCUGUACCGCAACCCAGAGCGUAUGGGGCUGAUCCGAACCCGUACACGCGGGGCCGAACUCUCUACGGCAGAUGUCAUCAUAUUCCUGGAUGCCCAUUGUGAACCCAAUAGGAACUGGCUUGUGCCCCUCCUUGCAAGGAUUGCUUAUGAUAGGACAAUCAUGGCAGUGCCCAUAGUAGAUGGUAUCAACUGGGACAACUUUGCGUACGCGUCUGUAUAUGGCGCCGCCACAGCCCACCACAGAGGCAUAUUUGAGUGGGGCUUCCUUUACAAGGAAAGUCAGGUGCCACAGAAAGAGCUAUCCCGCAGACAACACAACAGUGAACCAUACAGGUCUCCGACCCAUGCUGGUGGGCUAUUUGCCAUGGACAGGAAGUAUUUCUUUGAGCUUGGUGCCUAUGACGAGGGGCUUCAGAUAUGGGGAGGCGAAAACUUUGAACUCUCUUUUAAGAUCUGGCAGUGUGGGGGGAGCGUUGAGUGGGUGCCAUGUUCCCAUGUCGGACAUGUAUACAGAAACCACAUGCCAUAUGGCUUCGGGAAAGUAGAUGUCAAGAUCCCAGUCAUACUGCUGAACUACAUGCGUGUGGUGGAAGUGUGGCUGGACGACGACUUUAAGGAGUAUUUCUACACGCGGGAGCCGAGCGUGCGGGGAUACCCCAUCGGGGAUCUCUCCAAGCAGCUCCAGUUCAAAAAGGACCACAAUUGCAAGAGUUUCCGCUGGUUUAUGGACAACAUAGCGUACGAGGUGUAUGACAAGUUCCCUAUACUGCCCCCAAAUAAGGCAUGGGGAGAGGUGAAGCAGAAGAAGGGAAUGCUUUGCUGGGAUACGCUCGGCCAGUCUGUUGGUGGUGGACCAAUCGGUGUCAGCCAUUGUCAUCACUACGGUGGUAACCAGAUGUUUCGGUUGAACACCAAGGGUCAGAUAGGGGUUGGUGAGCGGUGUAUUACAGCCCCGGGCGGAGACACCCUCCACAUGAGCUUCUGUGCCACAGAGCCCACAGGGCCUUGGGAGUGGGAUGAGACGUCUGGCCUGUUCCGUAAUAGAGACUAUCAGAAGUGUGUGGAGGCAGGCCACGACAACAAGUUGCACCUGGUCCGCUGUGAGCCGGACAAGUCCGCCCAGAUGUGGAUCAUCAAUGAGAUCAAGACCUGGGACAGAUGAUCCACUCAGGACGGGGGAUAAUCUUGUGUUGUGUACUUACGGCCCGCAGGAGAUUCUGCUUGGCUCUCUCUCUUUGUCUUACAUUAUGGGGAUAGGGCAACUAUGUUAGACUGUGAUUGAUUUUGGAAGGGUAUUUAAGGGAACUGGUUUUGGAAAAUAUACCUGUUAAUGUAGAUUAGAUGUGAUUACUAUACAAAACAUUGCCAAUCCUGUAUUGAUUUAAAGAGAUACAUGUAGCUACAGUGACAUUGAAUUUGUGUUUGAACAUGAACAGAUAGUUAAUACGGUGGUGGGUUAAUCUGAUGAACUAUUUUACAUAAACUGGAAUAUGAUAUUUUUAUCUUGUAGUUAUUGGUACUAUAUCAGUUAUUGGUGCCUUGCAAUGUUUGUCAUGUAUUUUAACUAUUGUUUAUCUAAGUAUAUUUAUUUUUACAUGUGUUUUAAAUCUGGACAAUUUUAUGCAUGGUGUUUGUUUAUAAAUAUUACUUCUAGGUAAAAAUCUACUUACAUUAUGUACAAACUUUCUGCUCAUUUGUACAAAUUAGCCCAGAUUGCUGUACCAAAGACUCUGUUCAUGAAAUGCUGUUAUUUGUGCUCAAUAACAUUAUACACUGUGACAAAAAUAUCUCUUAAUUUUGUAAAAAGGAAUCAAUAUUGAAAAAUUAUAUUUCUGUAUUGAAUUUUAUAUAUUUUCCAUAAAACAUAAACCAUGUAUUCUUAUUACCGGUACAUAGUAACAUUAAAACCAAGAAACUUUUUCCUUUAAGGAGUUCAGUGUAAAAGGGCAUUCCAAAUCUGUGUGUAACAGGUUAUCAGACCAAAGUCAUCAACAUAGUUAUCAUUUUUCUGCAAAUAUGCAUUAAUGGCCUAUUAAAAGACAGGCUAAUAUUUAUUAUGUAUUGUAAAAAUCAACCAAAAUGUACAUAACAUAUUUUAUCUGCUUGUUCUCUGAAAGCCAUACCGGAUGUUUCUGAACCUGUGCACAUUUACAUUAACUGAUGUUAUUUUUGUAUACUUUACAUUCAUAUUGUCCCUAUGUUUCCAUUUAAAUGACCAGAAAUGACUUGUGUGUAUAAUUGGUAAAACCAGGUGAAUUGUGGGCUUUAUAGGAUUCACGCUUGUCGUCCCAUCUGUCUGUCUGUCGUCCUGCUUUUGUGUUGUCAAUAUCUUUCUUAUUCAAGGUUGGAUUUUGAAAAUAUUUGGCAGAAGUGACCACCAUACCAUAAGGAUGUGUUGCGCACAUAACCCAUGUCCCUACCUGAAAGGUGAAGGUCACAGCAACCUUCUAAUCUUAGUAUGUUUUGCUUUAUAAGCCUGAUAAAAGUUGUUGUCUGAGCCAUAUCUGUCUCAUUCAUGCUUAAAUUUUAAAAUUGCCAUGAUCAACGUGACUGACAGUUCCACUAAGUGACCACCAUAGCAUGACGAUGUGUUGCACUUGAGACCUGUUUCCCUACCUUUAAGGUCAAGGUCAAAGCAACCUGAACUUUGUAUGUCUGGUUUAUAUCUUUGACACAUACUGUUAGGUUUAAAAAAUAUUUGGCAGAAGUGAUCACCAAAGCAUGAAGAUGUGCUGUGCACAAGAUGUGACCCUACCUUAAACUUCAAGGUCACAGCAACCUUCUAAACUUUGGUUGGUCUGUCUUGUCAGUUUUGUCCAGUCCAUCUCUCUCUCAUUGAUGGUCAGAUUUUGAAAAUAUUUUGCAGAAGUGACCACCAUACCAUGAGAAUGUGUCGCUCACAAGACCUGAGUCCGUUUCAAGGACAAGGUCACAGCAACCAUCCAAACUUAGUAUGUUUUGCUAUAUAAGCCUUACUGGUGAUGGUUUGUGUUACAAAACAGUAUCAAAAUUUUCCAAUCUUCCUCAUGUCAAUUCUGUGGUACAUUUACCUGAAAUGAAGCAUGCUCAACUUGAUUGCUUAGAUUGUUUUAUUCAGGCAAUAUUUCCGACACUUGGGCAUGCUGGGUUAUUAAUCACAUUCUGUGAUAGCUCUAAUUUAAAUUAAGUGAGGAAUAAGGAUAUUUUAUCAGUAUUUACAAAAAAGUUUCUGUUUCAUGUUCAACACAUUACCUGUUUACAUAAGUCUUUGGAAAUAUAUUCAUGGUUGGCGGACAGGAGAAUAUAUGUUUGUCCCAGACUAUUUAGACUGACAAUUGGCAAGCCUGUUGACUGGUUGCAGUCUUUAUAGACUUACCCUGGGCCAGCAUGUUGAUUGGUCCCAGACUAUGUAGACUUGCCCUGGAUCAGGAUGUUAAUUAUUCCAAACUAUACAGACUGACUCUGGACCAACAUGUUGAUUGGUCCCAGACUAUACAGACUGACUCUGGACCAAUAUGUUGAUUGGUCCCAGACUAUAUAGACUGACUCUGGACCAACAUGUUGAUUGGUCCCAGAUUAUAUAGACUGACUCUGGACCAACAUGUUGAUUGGUCCCAGAUUAUAUAGACUGACUCUGGACCAACAUGUUGAUUGGUCCCAGACUAUACAGACUGACUCUGGACCAACAUGUUGAUUGGUCCCAGACUAUACAGACUGACUCUGGACCAACAUGUUGAUUGGUCCCAGAUUAUAUAGACUGACUCUGGACCAACAUGUUGAUUGGUCCCAGAUUAUAUAGACUGACUCUGGACCAACAUGUUGAUUGGUCCCAGAUUAUAUAGACUGACUCUGGACCAACAUGUUGAUUGGUCCCAGAUUAUAUAGACUGACUCUGGACCAACAUGUUGAUUGGUCCCAGAUUAUAUAGACUGACUCUGGACCAACAUGUUGAUUGGUCCCAGAUUAUAUAGACUGACUCUGGACCAACAUGUUGAUUGGUCCCAGAUUAUACAGACUGACUCUGGACCAACAUGUUGAUUGGUCCCAGAUUAUAUAGACUGACUCUGGACCAACAUGUUGAUUGGUCCCAGAUUAUAUAGACUGACUCUGGACCAACAUGUUGAUUGGUCCCAGACUAUACAGACUGACUCUGGACCAAUAUGUUGACUGGUCCCAGAGUAUACAGACUGACAAUUGGCAAGCCUGUUGACUGGUCGCAGUCUUUAUAGACUGACACUGGACCAACAUGUUGAUUGGUCCCAGACUAUAUAGACUGACCCUGGACCAACAUGUUAAUUUGUCCCAGACUAUACAGACUGACCCUGAGCCAGCAUAUUGAUUGGUUUCAGACUAUAUUGAUUUCUCUUUAGCAUUUACUGUGAUUUUCAAUGUUUGUUUUAGAAAUGACAUGAUAUGACAUCUUUUAAAAGUUCUUGCAUGUUAUUAUAGCUACUUAAUUGUUCAUAACAAUGCUAGUCUUAAUUGAUUGCUUUAUAAUGUAUGUAUCACACUAUCUGUGCAAGAUCUUAUAGUGGUAAUAUGGAAGUAUGCCUUUUAUUCAUUGACAUGUUGAGAUUACAAAAUAUUUUGUAAAAGUAACUUACCUUUUUCUUUUCUUUCUCAAACUCAAAGAUCAUUUUUCAAUUUUCUCAACAAUUGAAUUGAUGGUUAAUUUGAAAGAAAUUACUUAUAACUUAAAGGCAAUGACCUGCAGUGCACAAUGUCCUUGUACACCUUCAGCAGGUUUCACCAAUCUAGAUACACUACAUGUAGUUUUAGACUUACAAUGUUCAAAUGAAGAAAACUUACCAAGGUUGUAUGCAAACUCUUACUAAAAUGAUCUGUCUUAGAAAGUGUGCAGUCCUGUCUGAAAGUAUCAUAUAUGACUAUGUACAAUGAUGUGUGAAUGCGUGGUGACCCCAUAUUGUUUUGGUAUCCUUUUUAAGGGUUUGAUGUGCAAAGGAGGAAUAUUUAAUUGAAAUAAAAAGGCAAAACAUAGUAUUACAAACAAGCUAUUUUUUUUUUGAAAUAUUGCAAAUAGUCCAUUUGAUGUCCAAUUUUAAGUAAAAAAAAACAACAGUACUAACUGCGCUAAUUUUAUGAUCAUUUUACGGUCAUUUAUUUUACAUAUUAGUAAUCAGCAAAGAAUACACAUUUAAUUGAUACUAAAACUAUGAGGGGUCCCCUGGCUUAAACUUAUAACAUUAAUUUUGAAUGGCUCAAACUUAUUUGUACAUUGGAUACCAUUAAACGACUCCCCAUUCUUAUUCAUGAAAGCCAGUGUGAAUAAAUCUGGAAUGUUUGAACCAUCGUUGCUAUGACAGUUGCAUUUGUACGGGUCACGCGCCAGUGUCUCCAUUGGCUGUGAGGACUUGCUGGCCAGUAUCAAGCAGUUCUCACGUGUACUUUUUAAACCAUAAUUAUGUCAUGUGAUAAUAGCUAUUUCUGUAUGUAUUUUAGAUGCAUUCCAUGUAAUGAUAUCAUGACGAUGCAAGAUGAUAAAUAAAUAUAAAUUGAA
Mya arenaria is the source of this 6574-nucleotide messenger RNA. Its product is annotated as N-acetylgalactosaminyltransferase 7-like. The record is from RefSeq and is a predicted model, not a curated record. Gene Ontology annotation, cellular component: Golgi apparatus. Lineage: Eukaryota; Metazoa; Mollusca; Bivalvia; Myida; Myidae. The transcript is spliced from 12 exons. Bases 371 to 2239 code for a protein of 622 amino acids.